CACUAAAAAUAUCAACUUUCCCAAAGUCCCCAAACCUUAUAAUAUUUUCAGUUCAAUUCGUCAGUUCAAAAAAAAUAUCACAAUCUAAUCUCUUCGCCCCUCUCUGUCUCUCUUUCACAUCUUCAAUGGCUACUCUCUUAAACCCUUCUACUCUUCUUCUGCCCACAAAAUCCUUUCUUCCGACUCGUCUCCUACUCGCUCCACCACCUACUCUCCAAGUCAACUCACUGACUCACCACCUUCCGUCCUCAUCAACAACAAUAAUUCGUCCUACUCGUUUUAUCAAAGCUUCUGCACUUGACAGUAACUAUUCACCCAAGAGGAGCAGCAGCAAUGAGCCAAGGGAAACGAUAAUGUUACCUGGCUGUGAUUAUAACCAUUGGCUUAUUGUUAUGGAGUUUCCUAAAGACCCUGCUCCUACAAGAGAACAAAUGAUUGAGACUUAUCUUAACACUCUUGCUACUGUGCUUGGCAGCAUGGAAGAAGCAAAGAAGAACAUGUAUGCUUUUAGCACCACUACAUAUACGGGAUUUCAAUGUACUGUAUCAGAAGAAACCUCUGAAAAGUUCAAGGGAUUGCCUGGAGUACUCUGGGUGCUACCUGAUUCCUACAUAGACGUCAAAAAUAAAGAUUAUGGAGGUGAUAAAUAUAUCAAUGGGGAAAUAAUUCCCUGCAAAUACCCUACUUAUCAACCAAAGCCAAGAAAAGAAUCAAAAUAUGUGAGCAAAAGAUAUGAGAGACGAAAAGAUGGUCCUCCUGCAGGACAGUCCCAAUCAAAGCAGGCAGCAAGUCGGCCGGAAUCAUCAUCUUGACAAUUUCAUCAAUGUUUCUCUGCUAGGAGAGGUUGCACUCGUCAAGCUGAUAUCACUAUUCUGCAUGUUAUUGGAAUACAUGUUCUGCAGUACUAUAUAUCUGUUAUAUAAAUUUUCCCCGUAAAGUCUUUGUAGUCGCUUUUUGCAGACAGAAAUGGACCUAUAUGAGUUUGUGGUUUGAAUGUUUUCAAUUGAGAAGUAUGUUAGCAUCACGCCGUUACGAUUACCUUAGAUCUCGCAUCAGAUUUGUUUCCCAUUUAAACUUUCAGCUAUAUGGAUGUGGUUGACCUUUU
Molecule: messenger RNA, 1105 nt
Organism: Durio zibethinus
Lineage: Eukaryota; Viridiplantae; Streptophyta; Magnoliopsida; Malvales; Malvaceae
Product: multiple organellar RNA editing factor 9, chloroplastic-like
Biological process (GO): cytidine to uridine editing; chloroplast RNA modification
Cellular component (GO): chloroplast
Source: RefSeq, a predicted model, not a curated record